AUGGCGACGGGUCCGGCUACUCAAUCGCUCAAGUGCGUGGUGACUGGUGACGGUGCUGUCGGCAAAGUCAGUAUUCCAAAGCAAUGCCCUCCCCCGGGCCAUGUCCUGUCCCCGAACUUCCCAUUUGCUAUCGUCGUCCCUCCCGAUCGAAACACAAAUGAUGCGAUUACAACAUGUCUCCUCAUCUCGUACACAACGAAUGCUUUCCCGGGCGAAUACAUCCCGACCGUCUUCGACAACUACACGGCCAGUGUGAUGGUUGACGGCCGGCCGAUCAGCCUGGGACUCUGGGAUACCGCCGGACAAGAAGAUUACGACCGCCUCAGACCCCUAUCCUACCCGCAAACCGAUGUCUUCCUGAUCUGCUUCUCCAUCGUCAGCCCGCCAUCCUUUGAUAACGUGAAAGCCAAGUGGUUCCCAGAAAUCGAACAUCACGCACCCAGCGUCCCCAUUAUCCUGGUCGGCACCAAGCUCGACCUGCGCGACGACCGCGCAACAACCGAAGCCCUGCGCGCCCGAAAGAUGGAGCCCGUCUCGUACGAACAAGCCUUGGCCGUCGCCAAGGAGAUUCGCGCACAUAAGUACCUCGAAUGCUCGGCCCUGACCCAGCGCAACUUGAAGAGCGUCUUUGACGAGGCUAUCCGGCUAACCAUUUCCCUCCCCCAUUCCAGAGCCGUUCUUAACCCCCGUCCCCUCGCAAAGUCCGGGAGGAAGAACAAAUGCAUGAUCUUGUAG
Messenger RNA from Penicillium cataractarum, 735 nucleotides. It is a transcript of the gene racA, whose product is annotated as putative Rho GTPase Rac. Lineage: Eukaryota; Fungi; Ascomycota; Eurotiomycetes; Eurotiales; Aspergillaceae. The coding region runs from base 1 to 735 and encodes 244 amino acids. The record is from RefSeq and is a predicted model, not a curated record. Gene Ontology annotation, molecular function: GTP binding; GTPase activity; protein kinase binding. The transcript is spliced from 6 exons. Gene Ontology annotation, biological process: small GTPase-mediated signal transduction; cortical cytoskeleton organization; regulation of cell shape. Gene Ontology annotation, cellular component: plasma membrane; cytoskeleton; cell cortex.